Molecule: messenger RNA, 1147 nt
Organism: Phalaenopsis equestris
Lineage: Eukaryota; Viridiplantae; Streptophyta; Magnoliopsida; Asparagales; Orchidaceae
Product: probable membrane-associated kinase regulator 2
Exons: 1
Coding region: 67-1014 (315 amino acids)
Cellular component (GO): plasma membrane
Source: RefSeq, a predicted model, not a curated record
CAUUUCUCCCCUUUCUCACCCCCUUGCAAGUAAAGAAACAGAGCAAACUCGCUGGCUCUCCCAACCAUGGAGUCCUUCCCCCUCCUCAAGUACUGGAGAGGAGGCGGCGGCGCCGCCGCUGUAUCCACCAUACGCGCCGCCGCCGCCAUUUCUUCUCCUCCGGAGACAAUCGAUGAAGCAUCCGACGACGAUGGCCCCUUCUUCGAUCUAGAGUUCACCGUCCCGAUCAGCCAGAGUGGAGCGCAAGAGGGAGAGAAACACCACGACGACGAAAAGGAUUUCAGCUUAUCGAUGACUUCUUCCGAUGAGAGUGAGUGCCAAUCGAAUCGCAACCUUCCCAUUUCACCCUCCGACGAUCUCUUCUUCAAAGGAAGAGUUUUUAGCGCUCCGGAGAGCGAUCUCAGGCCGCAGUUCACCGUUUCCUUUCUCAAAUCGGCCACGAGAUUGCGUGUUCUCAUGCUUCGGUUUCGGAAACCCAAAACUCAUUCUCCGGAGCACGUUUUGAGUUCGCCGAAGCAGAGCUCUCAUUCGAGCAAGUUUUUCAUUAAGGUGGACGAAGCGCCGAUCGCCUCACUGUUCUCUCGAGAAAGCAGUUGCAGGAACCCCAUCGCCGGCUCGCAAUCCUCGCCGGAGGAGAGAACGGUUAAUUCGAAGGAAGUGGUUCAGAAGUAUCUCAGCAAGAUCAAGCCGCUGUAUGUUAGAGUUUCGAAGAGAUACUCUGAUAAGCUGAGGUUUUCAGCUGCGGAGCGGUGGGAAGGAGAAGAAAAGGAAGCAGAGGAGAGCUUGAAAACAGGAAAGAAGAGACAGAAACCAGCCGUUUCUUCACGGAUAAGGGUUGCUUACAAGCAUUUGAGGAAAAGCAAGUCGGCGAUGUCCACUAACGUCACUUCGCCGGUUGCCAUUACGCCGCAGCGGCGAGAUGAUUCCUUUUUAGAGCAGCAGGAUGGGAUCCAGAGCGCCAUUGCUCACUGCAAGCGAUCUCUCACAACUCCUUCCCAAGACAGGGCUGUUUGAUUCACUGAACAUUUUGUCUCCUCUAGUAUAAUCAGUUAGAAAUCCUGUUAUGGAUGAAUGCCUUGAUCGAAAUGUGUAUUAAAUUCAUUGCUUUUGACCAGAAGUUUGAUUUCUCACUGACGGUAGAGGAUAA